Molecule: messenger RNA, 654 nt
Organism: Perkinsus marinus ATCC 50983
Lineage: Eukaryota; Perkinsozoa; Perkinsida; Perkinsidae
Product: chaperonin containing t-complex protein 1, theta subunit, tcpq, putative
Exons: 6
Biological process (GO): protein folding
Cellular component (GO): chaperonin-containing T-complex
Molecular function (GO): ATP binding; ATP-dependent protein folding chaperone
Source: RefSeq, a predicted model, not a curated record
AUCAGUACUGCUAUCAAGUCUGUUCUGGGCGCAAAACAGUACGGGCUCGAGGACACUCUGACUCGUCUUGUCGCUUCUGCGUGUUGCUCGGUGAUGCCUGAGGACCCUAAGAAAUUCGACAUCGACAACAUUAGGGUGGCCAAGUUGCCUGGUUGUGGCAACAUUCAUAAUUCUUACGUUGUGGACGGGAUGGUCACUACCAGAGACACGAUGGGCAUCGAAAAGCACAAGAAGAACUGCAAGGUAGCCGUCUACGGCUGCGGCCUCGAGAUGACCGGCACUGAGACGCAAGGGACGGUACUGCUAGAGUCGGGCAAACAGCUGAUGGAUUUUGCUAAGGGGGAGGAGAAAAAAAUGGAGGAAUUCGUUCUUAGUUUGGUUGACGCUGGUGUUGAGGCCGUGAUUGUGGGAGGCUCUAUUCAGGAUAUUGCUCUCCAUUUCCUGAACAAACAUCAUAUCCUAGCCAUCAAAUGCACGUCUAAAUUCGAGAUGCGUCGUCUUUGCCGGACUCUUGGUGCUACGGGUAUCGUUCGGCUCGGUGCCCCCCUGCCUGAUGAGCUAGGUUAUGCUGAGAGCAUUGAUGUUGAGGAGAUCUCGAGUGCCAAGGUAUGCUUGCGAGAUCUCUUCCCCUUUGCUUAUCCUGUUGUCAGGUGA